AUGUGCUGCUGUAUCGACUGUGUUCCGUACAUACAGACCCAACCUCACCUGGAGGGUGCCUGGGAUCCCCAAAAUCAUGAUCCUUCAGGAACAAAGGCAUUUUUAGUCCUGUUGGAUCUGUAGUUACUGUAUAGAUCUGUAGUCACUAAUUGUAUACAAUAUGAUGACAGCAAUGUGUUGUUUGAAGCGUUUUCUGACUCUAUAAUCAUUUUUUUUUUUAUAAUACCAAUGUGCAAUGUAGUAGUUAGUAAUAAGCGAUAAUGACUUAAUACUAAUUAGAAUUAGUUAUCGUGUAUAAUUUGUAUUAAUGGAAAAUGAUGAAUUUAUCAUUGUUUCGAAAGUUAUAACUUUACUUUCAGUAAAAUUUACGUUCUACUGAAAAAUAAAAAAGAAACAAGAUAGAAAUGGAUAUAACCACAAUUGUAGAACCUAUGGAUGAAAGCCCUGAAAAGGUUCAAACAAGUCCUCCUAUACAAGUUGUAAGAGUACCAGUAAAGCAUGCAAAUCUUGGAAUAAGAAGUCAUGCCAUGGACAUGAGUACAAUGGUAGAACUUACUUCUUUUAGUACUCUUGGAAAAAUACAACCCUUUUUAGUUACAAUAACUACCACUGCAGCUUUGUUGGUAGAUUUGCAUUGCCAUUUAACAGACAAAGAAGUUUGUGGCUAUCUGGGUGGCCAUUGGGAUAUUAAUUCACAUAAUCUAUCUAUAACAACUGCCUUUCCAUGCAGAUACUCUGGUAAAGACAAAUCAGCUGCAGCUGCAGUUGAGAGUGAAAUUGCCAGAGCUAUGGAAUGGAAGCGUGUUACUCUAGUUGGAUGGUAUCAUUCUCAUCCUAGAUCUCAUGCUUCUCCAUCCCUUAGGGAUGUAGAUUCUCAGUUAGAUUAUCAAAUUAAAAUGAAAGGGCCUAGUGACAAUGGAUACACACCGUGUGUAGGAUUAAUAUGCUCUCCUUAUAAUACUGAUGGUAGUUGUUAUGAGUCAAACUUUAAUGUAUUUUGGUCUUUACCACCUCCCGAAAAUCGGCCCCACGAAUACCCAAGGCCGAUGCUUUUAAGUUACACCUUGUCUCAGGAACAUUUUCUCUCUCAAGACACAUUAGAAGAAAUUAGAAGAUGUAUAGAAUAUUACAAAAGUGAAGGAGGUAUUGAUUUUACUGCCAAUUUUAACAAUAAUACAACUUAUCUCGAACGUUUAAGGUCUUCACUCGCGUCCAAAUUACCUGGUCGUAAUCGAUCCAAUGGUUCUUAUUGGGAUGUCAUUAGAGAAAUGAUCUGCCCUGGUUCUGAAGAUGGAACACCUGAAUAUCUUGCCGUUAAGUUCCCGUUAGUACCACCUUCGGAAUCUCUUGUUUCUUCAGCAGUUCCACCAGGGGUUGGACUUGCACCCAACAAUGCAGCAGUCUUCCUCACACCAGUAAACUUUAAACCUGAUGGUGCCAUACUUACCCCUACAUCAAAACCUUUUGUGAUGCAACCAUCUACUUCUAGAGAUAACAUUAAGAAGGAUAAUAUUAUGAGCGCGGAUACCGCAUCAAUCACGCAACUGAAAGAUGGAAACUCUGCUACAUCGAAACAGCACGUACCAUCGUCGGAAGUAAUACCCAGCUUCCAAUCCGGGGAACUAACUGUUUCCGUGAAAAAUGCAAAAUGCGACUACGAUUAUGCACCAACCGAUUUUUCAAAAGUGGCCAAUUCCCUCGGUACGGAUACCGGUAUUAAUAAAACGCGGUCAUCCGCAUCGGAUUUUCCUUUAGCUGAUAUAACGCAGCAAAUCACAAAGUUUUCGGACUUAUCGAAAUUAGCUAAUUUCUCUACGGCAGAUCUGGCGAAGCUCUCUGGAUUCUCUAUCGCGGACUUUACAAGAACCUCAUCACCGUCACCGUCUACGUAUAUGCGUAACAUAGCGAAUUUAUUUGGUCCAAUUGGUAAAAUUUCUCCAGCAAGAGAUAUAGAAGGAAAUGAACGUAAAUCGAGCGAUUUUUCAAUGGUUGAUCCGCUGCAGUCGCAGUUUAAGCCGACUACAGGGUCUCAGGAAUCUUGUAGAAAUUUUUCUGUAACUCCGGAAGAUUAUUCAACCGACCGAAAGAAAAUGGAAGUACAAAAUGAUAAUGCAAAGCUGAAUCGAUCGAACGAGUAUCAAGGAACCGAGGAUUUAUCAAUUUCUAAAACCGAUUUCGGAGGAAUGUUGGAUAUGACAACGAUGCAUAAGAAACAACAGCAAUCGCAAGCUGUUGAUAUUGGUGAUUCGCUAAAUUUAUCAAAGGAUCGUCAAUAGGCAUGCUAUAUUAAUCAGUAUUUUACGAUUGUGAUUAUUUCUGUACGUUUUAUAUUGUAUUGUAUGUCCAAACUUGUCUCUCUAUAUAAAUAUAUUUAAUGUACUUGGUACUUUUAAGUUUGCAAUGCGCGACAUUUA
This is a messenger RNA of Osmia lignaria (orchard mason bee), 2414 nucleotides long. RefSeq names its product MPN domain-containing protein CG4751. Lineage: Eukaryota; Metazoa; Arthropoda; Insecta; Hymenoptera; Megachilidae. Gene Ontology annotation, molecular function: metallopeptidase activity; protein binding. The record is from RefSeq and is a predicted model, not a curated record.